Acanthopagrus latus (yellowfin seabream) is the source of this 3165-nucleotide messenger RNA. RefSeq lists its product as uncharacterized. Lineage: Eukaryota; Metazoa; Chordata; Actinopteri; Spariformes; Sparidae. Gene Ontology annotation, biological process: positive regulation of T cell proliferation; cellular response to lipopolysaccharide; T cell costimulation. The coding region runs from base 1596 to 2234 and encodes 212 amino acids. The transcript has 3 exons. The record is from RefSeq and is a predicted model, not a curated record. Gene Ontology annotation, cellular component: external side of plasma membrane.
AAAGAGAGAGAGAGAGAGAGAGAGAGAGAGAGAGAGAGAGACACAGAGAGAGAGAGAGACAGAGACAGAGAGACAAAAUAAAGUGCUCAUGUGUAUUUAGUGCAGACUUGUGUUUAUGUGUUUCAUAAGUGAUCUGUUCAUAUUCAUAUGUUCAUGUGUGAGUGUUAGAUGGUUUGUGUUGUGUGUUUAGUUACUCGGCUAUAGAAGUGGGGAUCAGGGGGUCAGCUGGAGGAUGAAUGACAGGAGCGUGUUGACAGUUUGUUUGGCUUCUUGGAUGGUUCUCUGGAGGGCAGGGUUGGUUAUUGCUGUGUUUAAGUAUCUUAGGGCUAAUGCUUGGUGUCUCUGUCUGAUUGUCUGGAUGCCGGUUAUUCUGUGAAUGUAGUGGUUGCUGAUAUAAUUUGGGAGACGGUGAGCCAGUUUUAGUGCUUUGUUUUGUAUGACUUGGAGGCGUUGUAUCUGGUUGUCAGUGAGGGUGAUCCAGGCGGGGACAGAGUAUUCAAACAGGGGGCGGAUGUAAGCUAGAUAGACUUUGAUUAUUGUUGAGGGUGAUGCACCAUUCUUUCUGCAGAGGGCUGUGAGAUGGUUCAGUCUGAUGUUUCCUUUUUGUUCCAGUUUUGUGAUGAAUUUGGUCCAGGUCAUGUUGCUUUGAAAGGCGACUCCGAGGAAAGUUGCUUCGUUGCUGAUGCUGAUUUGUUGUUAAAUUAAAGAGAGGUGGAUGUUGUUGAGCUGUAGGUGUUGAUUUUUGGUGAAGAUGACACAUUGGGUUUUGACAGGGUUGAGUUUGAUGCGUCACAUGCUUGACCAGGUUUCUGUUUCUGUUAUGCAAUGCUGAAGUUUAUUGGCUGCUAGUUGUGGAGAUCAGUCAGCAAUCUGAGAAACUUUGGCUGUGGUGGCUGGCGGGUAGUAAAUGUCUGAGGUGUAGAUGAGGAAUAGAAGCGGACUGAGAACUGCGCCUUGUGGUACUCCUGCUUGGGGGGUGAAUGGUGUUGAGAUGGCUGAGUUGACUUUGACCUUGAUGUGACGGUUGUUGAGGAAGCUGGAGAUGAUGGAUUUGGUGGGUUUGGGGAGUUUGAGGUUGGUAAGGAUGUGACUCAUGUCUACAGCAGUGUAGUGUGAUAAAGUAGGGGGCGGGGCUUGAUUCCUUAUGUCAUCAGACAGUAGGCGGAGCAGAAGAGCCUUCAGUGAGAGAAGAGAUGUUGUACUCACAGAGGCUUUAUUUCUUAACUGCUGCACAUUGUGUGUGUGUGUGUGUACACUGUAUUUAUCCUGAAUCUGUGUUACAAUACAACAUGAUUAUAAUCACACACACACUGUAUUAACCAACAGUAGUUAAUAAACCACUAACUGGACUGAACACAGUAGCUGUAAUCUUCCAGAUACACAACGUCCAUGUGUCUGUAGGAGCAGCGCUGGUUCUGCAGUGUUUCAUGUGGCAGCUACAUGUUGUUGUCUGCAGCUGAAUCCACAUGACAUCAUGUUUCCUGCUGAUGGUGGACAGUUUGACCACUGGCGCCAUCUUGUGUCAGAAGAACAACACAGCAGACUGAACUGUGAUCACAUGACUCUUCACCUCUGUCUCCUCUCACAGGGAGAAGAUGAUCUGCAGGAUCCUGCUGCUCAUCAGCCUCAACUGUGUCUGUGGAACAUUUGUAGUGAAUGUGACACAGACGUCCUAUCAGGCAGAGGAGAACCACAACAUCACACUGGAAUGGACGUUCACAACCACAGCUGACACUCCCACAGACUCACUUUAUAUCUUCUGUCAGAUGAUAAAUGAUCACAAAGUCUCAGUCCUGUUUCAUCUAUCUGGAGGUGUUGUGAUCCCAGAGUCUCAGGAUCAACAGUUUGUAGGACGAGUCCAGUGGGACAAAGACGUCCUCAGAGACGGACGACUCAGACUUCAUGUGUCCAGACUCAGGACUGAGGACUCAGGACAGUACCUGUGUGAUGUGAGGACACACUAUGGUGGAGGCUCGGGUGAAUGUCGGCUCAGCGUCUCUGCAGCGAGAGAUCAACCAGAACCUGAGAGACCCGACACAGAUUCACCUGAGAGACCCAACACAGUCAGCUGGGGAAGGAUCGUCCUCUACUGUGUUCUGGGACUGACAGCACUAGUGGUUGUUGUGUUGUUUGUUCGUUUCCUUUUAUUUUUUCCCCGUCCAUCUGAGAAACAGACGUCCUGCAGAGGAUUCAGGAAAAGGUCCAUCUCAGCAGGAUCAGAUGAAACAGUUUGAUCAACACUGUAAAUGAGACGGUAAAAUCACAUCGUGCCUUCAUGUUGGUCAGUAAGUGUCCUGAUAUCAGAGUCAGAGCAGAUCAACAAUGAUGGAGUUGAUGGAGGAAACAUUGUUCUUCACCUUCAGAUCUGAAAACUGCUCUGUGAGAAACAUGUUGAUGUUACGACUGUAUAUUUGUUACAUUUAUAAACUGUCUGGUCAAAAGAAACAUCAACACCUGGAGUUAACUGAGUAAACAGGUCAGAAACAUCCAUCAGAUCAUCACUGCACUGAACUCAAGAUGUUGGUGAGAAAUUAAAGCAACUCUGGACAGAAAGAAAUGUUGUGACGUGGAUCAGCUGAUCAGAACGAUGCCACAGAGAAACUGGCUGGAAUCAAAGCUAAAGGUGGUUCAACCAAAUAUUACAGAGAGUGACUUUUUAAAAUAUUUUUUCUACAUGAUGUAUUAAUUUAAUAGGUAAAUAUGACAUCAUGAUUCAUCUCCCAUCUACUGGACUCCUGCAGGUCAUGAAGCUUCAGCUGAACUGAUGUGCUUGUUGUAUGAUGUUACAGGACAUACAGGAAGUGAUGUCAUCAUAUAUUUUAUAUCAGGAAACUGUACAUAAAUCCAUUAAUAUGAGAGAAGUUGUUUUCUAUUAACAUGGUAUCAUUUAUAGAUGCUAUUUGUGAGAAAAGUUGAUUUUUCAGUCUUGUUCUUCUGAAACUGAUGUUUUGUUAUUGUAGGACAGUUUGAAGCCAUACGUCAAAUAAAAUCAUCUUGUUUCAUUUAAACAUGAAAAAAACAUAUUUUUCUAUGAAAAUAUGUUGUAUGACACAUGAAACCUCUUUAUAUACUGUUUCUGUUAUGUAUUUUGUUCCAUGUAUUUUAUCAUGUCACUUUGUUCUGUUUGAAAAGCUGUGAUUUGUUAAAGAUAAAGGAUUUCUGCUU